Molecule: messenger RNA, 504 nt
Organism: Ostertagia ostertagi
Lineage: Eukaryota; Metazoa; Nematoda; Chromadorea; Rhabditida; Trichostrongylidae
Source: the annotation of a GenBank genome assembly
AUGAUUGUUGCCGUUCUUCUGUUCGCUUGCCAAACCUCUCGCCUCAUGGACUGGCCCACGAUACAAAAAUCGUUCCCAUGGAACGUUGUGAUGCUGUUGGGAGGCGGUUUUGCCUUGGCUCAAGGUGUCCAAAAAUCCGGUCUGUCUGACAGUAUCGGCAAUUCUUUGACGGGUCUGAAUCACCUUCCUCUGUGGUUGUUGCAAGCAGUCACAAUGGCCAUUGUGAUGACCGUCACUAACUUCUGCAGUAACACCGUCACGGCGACGAUAUUUGUGAACAUCGUUGCUAAACUGGCAACUGCAAUGGAUCGGCAUCCGUUCACUCUGAUGCUUCCGACGACGAUGUCGUGCUCAUUUGCACUGGUGUUGCCUGUCGGAACACCGCCGAACGCAAUCGUGUUCGGAUCGGGAAUGGUGAAAGUCUCAGAUAUGGUGGUGGCAGCCGAUCGGUCACUGAGCAUCAUGCUCAUGCGCCUCGAGAAUAGUGAAGGUGUUGUCGAGAAC